This is a messenger RNA of Astrephomene gubernaculifera, 480 nucleotides long. NCBI's taxonomy places the organism in Eukaryota, Viridiplantae, Chlorophyta, Chlorophyceae, Chlamydomonadales, Astrephomenaceae. The record is from the annotation of a GenBank genome assembly.
GUCGCUGGCACAGGCUGCGUAUGCAUCUGCAUGGAUACUGCAGGAGCAGCAGCAGCAGCAGGAAGAGGAGGAGGCGGAGGAGCAGGGACACCAGCAGCAGCAACAGGAGGAGGAGGAGGAGCAUGUCGUUGCAGGGCUGGAUUUGCGUCACAGAGAAGCGGAAAGCGCGGGAGGAAGGUCCAGCUUGGGCGCUUCUGCGUCGCUACCAGCGGUGGCAGUAAGAGCAGGAAGAGGGGUAGCAGGGGUGGAUGCCGGGCUGCAGUCGAGUUUGGAUCGGUUCGUGAAGGGGCUGCAGUACAAGAGCGGUUUGUCGUUGGAGACCCGCUACAAAGGCUUCGGCGCCGACCGUUUGAUCUAGCAGUACUGUGAAUCCCAACUGCCCCUCUGGGAUAUGGGGUUUGGGACUCCGAUGCUUUACUUUUCAAUGACUUUUCCCCCGCCCCCCACUGACCGCUUGACCAGAUGUAAGGCCAGAUGGAG